AUGAGCCACAGUAAACACUUUCUUGACCAUGCCCCCGAUUCUCCUAGUUCGGGGGACUGGAAUUUUGCUACCAAUUCCGCGUUGUCUGCGCCAUGGACCUUUCUUCAUCCAACAAACAAACUUCACACUCAAUCGGUGGCCCUUUCCAAAUACAUAAUCGAUGCGCUCGCUUCUUCUGUUUGCGCCUCACAAAGCGCCCGUUUUCAAAACAAUAGGAAACGCAAGAGACUGGGAUUUGCCCAAGAACACGACAAUCACGUUUUGCAGCUUAAACAACUAUACGUGGAGGGAUUUUCUUCCGAUCAGAUAUGGGAGCAGGCCUUGAGAAUUCUCCAGUCCUCCAGUGAAGAAAUUGAGCAUGAUUAUACGCGGAACGUGUCCUUGCACCAUGCACAAAUUCCUGCAAACCGUUCCGAUGACAUGAAACUUGAAACCGACGAAUGGCCAAUCGGUGGCUCGAACACCCCUCUUGAAGAUGAUACAGAUCAAUCGAGUGAUGGUUCCGAAGAAGCCGGCACAGAAUCUGUAGUGGGUUCUGAUGCGCUAUCGCACUCAGAUUCAGAGCCCAAAGGCAUGGACGACAGGUCGGACGAUGGUAAUUCUGAAGAUGGGGGUGAUAAAAGCCACGACAGCCAUGGUCAAGAUACAUACACGCAAGAUCGUUUCAAUCUUAACGACGGCUUUUUUUCAAUCGAUGAUUUCAACAGACAAUCGGAGGUAUUCGAGAAACAGGAUGCCAGGGGUGGAGCGGAUGAUGAUUCUGAUAGUGAUGAGGAAGAUAUUAACUGGCAUUCUAACCCGCUGGCCUCUGCAAGCUCAGUCGCAAACCCCAAACCCCUUUCCCGUGAUACCGGCUCCGACAAUGAAAGUUCGAAUGAAGAGAGCGAUGAAGAAGGGCCCACAUUUGAUAACAUGGGAGUUCAUCAUGAGCUGAGCUCAGAGGGCGGCAGCGAUGCUGGUGGCGCAGAUGAUAAUGGCUGGGUCGACACGAGUGAUAUCAAAUAUUCCGACUUCUUCGCGCCGCCUCCCCGUAAAGCCACCGGCAAGAUAUCCCGCCCCUUACCAAAAACACAACCUCGCGAAACAGAUGUCGACAACGAUAUAGAUCGUGCGAUGGCCGAUGUUCGCCGCGAUUUAUUUGACGACGAAGGUUCGGCUGACGAAAUGGAUGCCUCUGAUAACGCUUCGGGCGAACCCCAAGGCCAACGUUCGACUCAUGAGAAACGGCGCGCGCAGAUUGCCGAUGAGAUUCGACGCCUGGAAGCCGCCAAUGUUGCCAAGAAAGAAUGGAUGCUUGGGGGUGAGGCUAGAGCGGUUGAAAGGCCUGUGAACUCUCUCAUCGAGGAGGAUAUGGAAUUUGAACGAGUUGGAAAGCCGGUGCCGAUAGUCACUGCGGAAGUCUCGGAGGACAUCGAGGAGCUCGUCAAACGUCGAAUUCUUGCGCUAGAAUUCGACGAGAUCAUUCGUCGACACCCUGGCAUUUCAGAUGCACGAGAUGCACGGAGAGCGCGGUUUGAGUUGGAUGAUGCUAAACCCCAGCAGAGUCUUGCCGAGCUUUAUGAAACAGACCAUCUUCGUGCCACGGACCCGAAUUACGUUGAUCCAAAAGAUCAGAAAUUGGUGCGAGAGCAUACGGAGAUCACUAAUCUAUGGAAGGAAGUAGGCUCCCAACUGGACACCCUCUCAAACUGGCACUAUAAACCCAAGGCUCCUCAGCCAAGCAUAAACGUGGUUGCUGAUGUGGCAACAAUUACCAUGGAGGAUGCGCGACCAACAGCAUCCAGCACUGUUAAUGAUACGGUUACUCUGGCGCCACAAGAAAUUUACAAACCCGGCGAUAAUGGCAAUGCUGCCGGUGAAAGGGUUCUGAAGAACGGGGCAUCGGUAUCCAAGGAAGAGAUGACGCGGGAAGAGAAGGCUAGGCUUCGGCGCCAGAAUAAGAAGCAAAAGAAGUCCGGAAUUGACCACUCAAAGCAGACAUCUGGGAAAGCGGCCGAGAAACAACAAGUCGUGUCUGAUUUGAGAAAAGGCGGCGUUAAAGUUAUUGGGAAGCAGGGUGAGGUCACUGACAUUCAGGGUAACAGAGUUUCAGAGAUGAGCGCUGGAGGCCGUGAAAAAGGUGCAGAUAUCUUGAAACUAUAG
Molecule: messenger RNA, 2142 nt
Organism: Aspergillus affinis
Lineage: Eukaryota; Fungi; Ascomycota; Eurotiomycetes; Eurotiales; Aspergillaceae
Product: rRNA-processing protein MPP10
Exons: 1
Coding region: 1-2142 (713 amino acids)
Biological process (GO): rRNA processing
Cellular component (GO): sno(s)RNA-containing ribonucleoprotein complex; small-subunit processome; Mpp10 complex
Source: RefSeq, a predicted model, not a curated record